AUUCGUAUUCGCGCAGAGAUCAAGAAGGUCGACGCCGUGGAGGAAAUGGUCGCAACCGGCGGGAAACACCGGAAGUUGGUCGCGCUGUUUGAGCACCUCAAGAAGUUCGAGAGCGUCUGUAAGCGGCUUCAGCGCGAGGACAUCGAUAUGGGAGAGGUACGCCUGAUGUUCGACUCCCUCAUCGCGGAGUACCCUGUCAUGUCAAAGCAUCUGAAGUCGACCGCCAAGAUCGCCCAUACGCCUGCAUUCGAAUCGGGUGUUGUCAAGGUCAUCUCUGGCACGGCUCUAUCGUCCGCGGAGACAGCAGCUUUGAAGCGGUUCAAGCAGGCACAACCCACAGGAAAGAAGCGCAAGGAGCGGGAAGAAGACUACGCGAUGAUGUUGCUCCAAGUCAAGGGAAAGAAGAGGAAACAAGCGCCAAGUACCACACGUUACAUGCCGCUCGUGAAAAUGGUUCCUCCGACGUCAAACACGGUCGAGCGGCUUUUCUCUCAGUGCAAGCUGGUAUUGUGA
Molecule: messenger RNA, 513 nt
Organism: Phytophthora sojae
Lineage: Eukaryota; Oomycota; Peronosporomycetes; Peronosporales; Peronosporaceae
Exons: 1
Source: RefSeq, a predicted model, not a curated record